CAAUAAUUUAUUUUUAAUUUUAUGCAUAUAGAUAUUCGUGAUGAAUCUGAUGAUAAGUUUAAAUAUUAAAUAAAAUUAGUUCAAACAAAUUGGUCCAAAUCAUUUGAGUCUCUUAUCCAAUGAUUGAACCCUAGAAAACACCGAAGAGGCUUUAACCUAAUUUCAAAUUUCUUCCGUUCUCUUUCCCUGAUUGCGCUUUUGAUUUGAAGGUCUCCAAAGCAAGGGUCUUUUUUCCAAUGGAGCCAAACACGUUAUACCGUAACCUUCGAUUCGAUGAUUACCCACCAGAUGACCUGAUCUCUGACAAGGCUUCAGGAGAGGUUCAGGAACUCAGGGAAGGCAGUGAGCCUAUGCUAACUGAUAAUUGUGUCAAACACGAAAAAAUUCAACUUAGAGAUUGUGAAAGCAAAUCACCUAAAAGCACUGGGGUAGAUAAUGAUGUGCUAAAUGAUUCGUUUGUUGGCCAUAAGAAACCAGGUAAAUAUUUUUAUUACGACUUGCCACUUUCUGAAGAAACUGGGCCUUGGAUACCUGUCUCUGUGCCUCCCAUGUUGGAGGGUGAAAAUGAAGAAUGGAGUAAAGCCCUCGGUGUAAAUGGGGGUUACCUUCCGGAUGGAGACAUGGGAUGGAAUCAGUUAAUUGGCGAAGAUAAGGAGCUGACCAUGUGGGAUGUGGUUACUGAUAUGUUACUUGCGGCCCAAGGGAAAGUGAAUGCUAUCGCUUCAGGAGAUAUCCAUAGAUGUAGAGUCUCAUGGAUAUCGAACCAUCUUCUUGAGCAAGCUUGGAAAGAGAUGGCUGAAACUCUUACGGAGGUUAAUUUGAGUAACAUAAAGGAAAUUAUUGAAGCAGAUCCACCAAAAUGGUUGCCUGACAGUGCCGCUUCUGCUUGCAUGCUGUGUAAUGUGCGUUUCCAUCCUAUAAUGUGCUCCAGGCACCACUGUCGAUUUUGUGGGGGGAUAUUUUGUAAUGAAUGCUCUAAGGGGAGGAGUUUGUUGCCUAUAAAGUUCCGCUCUGGGAACCCACAACGGGUCUGUGAUGUCUGCUGUGUGAGGCUUGAAUCUGUUCAGUCAUACCUAAUGGACCAAGUAAGUCGAGCUGCCCAGUCGCCAACCUAUGACCUGACAGACCUCAGCACUUUGAGAUCAUGGCUUAAUUUUCCAUGGGGCCAGUCUAUGGAAUAUGAGAUUUAUAAGGCAGCAAACACCAUUCGGGGUUAUAAUAAGGUUGGCUCUCUUACACCUGAAAAGUCAAUACCAGAGGCCAUUCUAAAACAGGCAAAAGGCCUUGCAAUCCUUACUGUUGCAAAGGUCGGCGUGAUGGUGACUUAUAACAUUGGAACAGGGCUGGUCAUUGCUCGUAGAGAAGAUGGAUCUUGGUCUCCCCCGUCUGCCAUUUCUUCCUUUGGUAUUGGUUGGGGAGCUCAGGCUGGAGGAGAAUUAACAGACUUCAUAAUCGUGUUAAGAACAAACAAUGCUGUCAAGACAUUUAGUGGAAAUAUGCACUUCUCAGUUGGAGCAGGUUUGAGUGCUGCUGUGGGUAUUGCUGGACGUUCUGCUGAAGCUGAUGUUCGUGCUGGUGAUGGUGGUUAUGCUGCUUGCUAUACCUACAGCUGCUGUAAAGGUGCAUUUGUUGGGUGCUCCCUCAAAGGGAACAUUGUCACAACCCGCUCACAAGAAAAUUGCAGAUUUUAUGGCAACCCAUCAAUUAGUGCAUCAGAUAUUCUUCUUGGGUCACUGCCUAGGCCUCCUGCAGCUGCCACUCUCUAUCAUGCACUGUCUGAUCUAUUCCUCAAGUUUGAGAGGUGAUUAGCAGGGUUCAGUGCCAAGAACAUCGCAGGAAAGGUAGCCUGUGCCCAUAUGUAAAUUCUGCCCAUCUCCUUUCACUAUGAAUCUCCUUUCCAAUUCUUUAUUCCACAUAAAGCAAUUGAAACUCAAACCCAAGUGGCUGUAUAGGAAAUCCUCCCCCCCACCAAAAAAAAAAAAAAAACACGAAACUAUAUAUUAUUUAUGAUAAGUUAACAAGUACUGAAAAUUUGCUGGUUGUAUAUAAUUUAUAUGUACAUUGCUGAAGAACAAAGUAUAUUCGAAGCCUUUGUUGAGUUGGUUUUC
This is a messenger RNA of Vitis vinifera (wine grape), 2108 nucleotides long. RefSeq lists its product as uncharacterized. Lineage: Eukaryota; Viridiplantae; Streptophyta; Magnoliopsida; Vitales; Vitaceae. Bases 237 to 1805 code for a protein of 522 amino acids. Gene Ontology annotation, molecular function: phosphatidylinositol binding; metal ion binding. The record is from RefSeq and is a predicted model, not a curated record. The transcript is spliced from 5 exons.